This is a messenger RNA of Heteronotia binoei (common prickly gecko), 2289 nucleotides long. RefSeq names its product coiled-coil domain containing 91 (gene CCDC91). NCBI's taxonomy places the organism in Eukaryota, Metazoa, Chordata, Lepidosauria, Squamata, Gekkonidae. The record is from RefSeq and is a predicted model, not a curated record. The transcript is spliced from 13 exons. Bases 47 to 1453 code for a protein of 468 amino acids. Gene Ontology annotation, biological process: Golgi to lysosome transport. Gene Ontology annotation, cellular component: trans-Golgi network.
UUUGUUGCCCCCCGCUCGAGAAUGGGGGCGGGGCAUCGCUUCGCACAUGCGCACGAGGCGCAGAAAAGGGGGUGGGGCUGAGCUGCGCCGCUGGAUUGAAGCUGCGGCAGCAGGUAAUUACUGGAAAAUGGAUGAUGAUGACUUCGGAGGCUUUGAGGCAGCAGAAACCUUUGAAGGUGGAAACGGGGAACCACAGGCAACAUCUCCUGCUAUUCCCUGGGCAGCAUUUCCUACAGAGGUUCUCCGGGAACAGACUGCAGCCCCAACUUCUGCCUCCUUUGUCCCUGCCAGUCCAUUAACUUCAUCAGGUGAUAUUGUGACAGAUAAUCAACUGUCAUCCGAUGCUUUAAAUCUACCUGAUCUUAAAGAACAGGCUACGUUGUUAAUUGGCUCAUCUUUGGAAGUACCAGUUUCUACUUUGAGUCUGCCUGAAGAUUUAGAAACUGCUCAUGAUGGUGAUGAUAAUGAUGAAACGCUGGAAUUAAAGAAAUCAAAGAAUCAUCUUCAGAAAACACUUGCAAGUCUAGAAGUUAAACUGAAAGUAGCUGAUGAAGAAAAAUGUAAAGUAAAAAAGGAAUUGGAAGACUUGUUGGAAAAAUACAGGAUUCUGGAAACUGAUUUCCUGAAAGACAAGGAGGAUAAAUUAAUUUCACACCAAGAUAGAUACACUAAGCUCCAGGAGAAGCAUAAACAUGAGCUGGAAGACAUGAGAAGAACUGGACAUGAGGCCUUGGCUAUUAUCGUGGAAGAAUUCAAGGCCUUGCUGCAGUCCACGGUUCAGCAGCGAGAAGAGGCUGUUGAAAAACAGUAUGUAUCUGCAAUAGAAAAACAAGCACAUAAGUGUGAAGAACUCCUUAAUGCUCAGCAUCAAAGGCUGCUCGAUAUUCUGAACAAGGAGCGUGAAGCAUUAAAGGAGAAAAUAGAAGAAUCCUUGAUGCAGCAGUCGCAGGAAUAUAAGGAAAUUCUGGAAAAGUGCAUGGCAGAUGAAAGGCAAAGGAAUAGCGAAGCUUUGGCCGCAACUGCAAAGAUUGAAAAAGAAGACGUGCAAGCUGCCGUUCUGAUAGCAGUGAAAGAAGAAAGAGAGAAUCUGGAAAAGCUUCACGCAGAAGAAAAGGAACGUUGGCAAAUCGAGCGAAGCAAAGAUCGCGAAACGAUCGCUCAAGCAGUUGAGGAUUCAAUGCAAGAGCACAGGCAAAGUAGUCAGGAGACUAUAAAGGCAGCAAUCAUGGAGGAGCAAAAGAAAAGUGAAAAAGCCGUAGAAGAAGCUGUGAGGCAAGCAAGAGAAGAACUGAUGGAAUAUAUCAAGGAGCAGAAAAGGCUUGAUCAAGUUAUUCGUCAACGUAGCCUAUCCAGUUUGGAACUGUUCCUUUCAUGUGCACAGAAGCAACUGAAUACUUUAUUACAGGAAGAACCUCCAGCUACAACUGCAGAACAAACUGCCCUUCCCCCUUAAGCUGACUUUAUGAAGCUACCAGUCCAAAUGCUGCAGAUGAUCUCUCUAAGACUUUGGGGAUUUUGUUAUUGAUUCAGGAUCAAUCAGGUGGCCUAAUUAUAGUGGUUGUAUGUAUGAACUCCUUUUGUCAGCUGUGAUCCUUAGUGGCCAUGAAAUUUAAAAAUACAGUCAGAUUAUAUGGGUUACAAUGAUAACCUGGUUUUGUGCAUUUUCAGAAUGGCCCAGGAAUGUUCCUUUAUUUUUUUUCUUAUUUAAUUUUUGAAUGCAAAAAACAGAGCCCUUUCAUUCAGACAGAAGGAUGUCACAUGCUUACUUACAUUCUAUUCUAAUUUUUAAAAUUGUAAAAUGUAGAAAAACAUAUGCUAGUAUAACAUAUUGCCCUUAACCCGUCCCCAUUCUACUUGUGUGCCUUAGAUUACUCUGAUGGGAAAGGGUACGUCCUCUCGUUUUGUAAAACUGUUUAGUUUCAAAAAUUAAUUCCCCAUGCACUCUGAUGAGAAGUAAUAUUAAAGAUGCUGGCAAUUAAGGCAGUUCACAGAAGACACAAGUUUAACAUAAGAGGAUGGCUUUUAUAUUCUUCUUUGGAAGAAUAUAUAUUAUAUUCUUCGGGGGGAAAUGGUGGUUAGCUUGCUGGAAGAUGAUGUUACUGCACAGACAAACAUUCAAGUUGGUAUUUCAAAAAUCUGUUCUUUACUCUUAAUAUUGGCUUUCUCUGUGACUGGGAUCCCUACCCUUAACUAGUCAGUAUCAUAUAGAAGGCAGGAUGAGCACUCUCUCUUAAUGUUCACAGCUGAAAAUUGUCUGCUGCUCAAAAAUAAAGGCAUAAUAAUCAGGUC